Molecule: messenger RNA, 3078 nt
Organism: Ficedula albicollis (Collared flycatcher)
Lineage: Eukaryota; Metazoa; Chordata; Aves; Passeriformes; Muscicapidae
Gene: ACTN2
Product: actinin alpha 2
Exons: 21
Coding region: 110-2803 (897 amino acids)
Biological process (GO): actin cytoskeleton organization; muscle cell development
Cellular component (GO): Z disc; cell junction; cell projection
Molecular function (GO): calcium ion binding; actin filament binding
Source: RefSeq, a predicted model, not a curated record
AAAAAAAAAGAAAAAAAAAAAGGACACUGCUACCUACAACCUCUCAGCGAGUGAACUAAACUUAAAUCGUAGUAGAAGCCACAGCAGCUGAAGCUGACCCCCAGGUAGCAUGAACAGCAUGAAUCAGAUAGAUACAAACAUGCAGUACACCUACAACUACGAAGAAGAUGAGUACAUGACCCAAGAAGAAGAAUGGGACAGGGACCUGCUCCUGGACCCAGCAUGGGAGAAACAGCAAAGGAAGACGUUUACAGCCUGGUGCAAUUCCCACCUCAGGAAAGCAGGAACACAGAUCGAGAACAUUGAGGAGGACUUCAGAAAUGGCCUCAAACUGAUGCUCCUCUUGGAAGUUAUCUCAGGGGAAAGGCUACCAAAACCAGACAGAGGGAAGAUGCGUUUCCAUAAAAUUGCUAAUGUCAACAAAGCUCUGGACUACAUUGCCAGCAAAGGAGUGAAACUUGUGUCCAUUGGUGCAGAAGAAAUUGUGGAUGGCAAUGUGAAAAUGACACUGGGUAUGAUCUGGACUAUCAUCCUUCGUUUUGCUAUUCAGGAUAUUUCAGUGGAAGAGACCUCUGCUAAAGAAGGGCUGCUGCUGUGGUGUCAAAGGAAAACUGCUCCUUACAGAAAUGUGAACAUUCAGAACUUCCAUCUUAGCUGGAAAGAUGGCCUUGGAUUAUGUGCACUUAUCCACAGACACCGACCUGAUCUUAUUGACUACUCCAAGCUAAAUAAGGAUGACCCCAUAGGGAAUAUCAACCUUGCCAUGGAAAUUGCUGAAAAGCAUUUGGAUAUCCCAAAGAUGCUGGAUGCAGAAGAUAUUGUGAACACUCCCAAACCUGAUGAGAGAGCUAUCAUGACAUAUGUGUCCUGCUUCUACCAUGCUUUUGCUGGAGCAGAGCAGGCUGAGACUGCAGCUAACCGGAUCUGUAAGGUGCUUGCUGUGAAUCAGGAAAAUGAGAGGUUGAUGGAAGAGUAUGAGAGACUAGCAAGUGAGCUUUUAGAAUGGAUUCGCCGGACAAUUCCUUGGCUGGAAAACAGGACCCCAGAAAAAACAAUGCAGGCUAUGCAGAAGAAAUUAGAGGAUUUCCGGGACUACCGCCGCAAACACAAACCUCCCAAAGUCCAGGAGAAAUGUCAGCUGGAGAUCAAUUUCAACACCCUGCAGACAAAACUGAGAAUUAGCAAUCGGCCAGCUUUCAUGCCAUCAGAGGGGAAAAUGGUUUCAGAUAUUGCCGGUGCUUGGCAGAGACUUGAACAAGCUGAGAAAGGCUAUGAGGAGUGGCUGCUGAAUGAAAUACGGCGACUGGAAAGACUUGAACACUUGGCUGAGAAAUUUAGGCAGAAGGCUUCCACUCAUGAACAGUGGGCAUAUGGCAAAGAGCAGACCUUGCUUCAGAAGGAUUAUGAGUCUGCCUCUCUGACAGAAGUCCGUGCCAUGUUAAGGAAACAUGAAGCUUUUGAGAGCGAUUUGGCUGCUCACCAGGACAGGGUGGAACAGAUCGCUGCCAUUGCCCAGGAGCUGAAUGAACUGGACUACCACGAUGCUGCAAGUGUCAAUGAUAGGUGUCAAAAGAUAUGUGACCAAUGGGACAGCCUGGGAACACUCACUCAGAAAAGGAGAGAGGCACUGGAGAGGACAGAGAAAUUGCUCGAAACAAUUGAUCAGCUUCACCUGGAGUUUGCCAAAAGAGCUGCUCCUUUCAACAACUGGAUGGAAGGUGCUAUGGAGGACCUACAGGACAUGUUUAUUGUUCAUAGCAUAGAGGAAAUUCAGAGUUUAAUCUCUGCACACGAUCAAUUUAAAGCUACUUUGCCUGAGGCAGAUGGUGAACGACAGGCCAUACUGUCAAUCCAGAAUGAAGUUGAAAAAGUUAUCCAGAGUUACAACAUGAGAAUAAGUGCAACCAAUCCUUACAGCACCGUUACAGUCGAAGAGAUUCGUAGCAAGUGGGAAAAGGUGAAGCAGCUGGUGCCUCAGAGGGAUCAAUCCUUGCAGGAGGAAUUAGCCCGCCAGCACGCCAACGAGCGCCUGCGCCGCCAGUUUGCUGCUCAGGCCAAUGUCAUCGGGCCAUGGAUCCAGACCAAGAUGGAGGAAAUUGCCCGCAGUUCUAUUGAAAUGACAGGGCCUUUGGAGGACCAGAUGAAUCAGCUGAAGCAAUAUGAGCACAAUAUCAUUAAUUAUAAACACAAUAUUGACAAACUGGAAGGAGAUCAUCAGCUUAUACAAGAAGCCCUGGUGUUUGACAACAAGCACACCAACUAUACCAUGGAGCACAUCCGUGUUGGUUGGGAGCUCCUGCUUACCACCAUUGCUCGGACUAUCAAUGAGGUUGAGACUCAGAUCCUCACAAGAGAUGCCAAGGGUAUCACCCAGGAACAAAUGAAUGACUUCAGAGCAUCAUUCAAUCACUUUGACAGGAGGAAGAAUGGAUUGAUGGACCAUGAUGAUUUCAGAGCUUGCUUAAUUUCAAUGGGUUAUGAUUUGGGUGAAGCUGAGUUUGCCCGAAUCAUGUCUCUGGUCGACCCCAAUGGGCAAGGAACCGUCACUUUCCAGUCCUUCAUUGACUUCAUGACCAGAGAAACGGCAGAUACAGACACAGCUGAGCAAGUGAUAGCUUCCUUCAGAAUCCUGGCUUCAGAUAAGCCUUAUAUCCUGGCAGAUGAGCUGCGUCGAGAGCUGCCUCCCGAGCAGGCUCAGUACUGCAUCAAGAGAAUGCCUCCGUACACCGGCCCGGGAUCUGUUCCUGGGGCUCUGGAUUACACCUCUUUUUCAUCAGCACUGUAUGGAGAGAGCGACCUCUGAUUCAGUAAUUGGCUGUAUUCAUGGUAGACACUAAAAAUACCCACCUUAUUGCCCAGAUUGCUUCUCAAAAGCUUGACAAGCUGAUUUAAAAACAAAUUUUACAAAUACAGUAGGUACUGUCAGUGUAAAGCGCUUGUAACUGAAGUAACCGGUGUAUAUUAACGUGUGCAGCACACUAGAUACCUGCCUUGUUGGUUUUAGGUUGUCUGUCCUAUGCAAUGCUAGAAAAUCUAUUUUUAAAAUUGCAAGAUAUUAACUUUGGAAAUAUAUGUUCA